AUGUAUGUGGACUUGGAGAUGGAAGAGACUGUUACAGUAAUUCAAGUCUAUGCCCCAAUAGAAGAUUAUGUCAUUGCAGAUAAAGAAGCAUUCUAUGAAGAAUUACAGAAGGAAAUGGAUAAGGCACGAGACAGAAGUAGGCAUUUUAUCAUAAUGGGAGACUGGAACGGAAGAAUAGGGAGUGAGGUGAACAGAGGACAAGGCUGUAUGGGAAGGUUUGCUGGGGAUAGAAUCUUGAAUGAUAAUGGAGAAAGGAUCAUAGACUUUUGCCUGGAAAACAACCUUAUGAUUGGAAACACUUUUUACAACCACAAAAAGAUACACCAAAUUACAUAUCCAGCUUUGGGUAGACAGGCAGAGAGUGUAAUUGACUACAUGGUGUACACAAGAAACACAAACUAUGCUGUAUGCGAUGUGAAGGUCAUAAGGGGGGCAGAGCUGGCAACUGACCAUAAAUUGCUUGUGCUGGAUACAAACUUCAGUAUCCCUAAGGCAAGGAAAACCAAGGCAUAUGUAAAGGUCAAAGUUGAGGAACUGAGGAAGCCUGGAGUUAGUAAUGAGUUUUCCAGAAAAAUGGAAGAGGAAUUGACAUGGCAAAAUGAGGAAUGGGGAAGAAAAGGGAUGGAAGAUAUAUGGAACGCACUAAAAACUACAAUAAAAAGAGUUGCAGAGCAGGCAUGUGGCAGUAGACAGAUUAAAGGGCAGGGUAAGAAACGUACAAGAUGGUGGAGUGAUGAGGUGAAGAACAUGGUUAGAUACAAAAAGGAAGCAUGGAAAAGAUAUCUCCAAACAAGAACAGAGGAAGACAGAAGAGCAUAUGUGGAAAAACGGAACCAAGUGAAAGAGACUGUGAGACGGGCUUAA
Molecule: messenger RNA, 864 nt
Organism: Nilaparvata lugens (brown planthopper)
Lineage: Eukaryota; Metazoa; Arthropoda; Insecta; Hemiptera; Delphacidae
Product: craniofacial development protein 2-like
Exons: 1
Coding region: 1-864 (287 amino acids)
Source: RefSeq, a predicted model, not a curated record